UUUUUGGAAGGAAACGACUUCGAUCGGCGUCGUGAGAGAGCCCCGCGGGCGCCCCGGAGACCUGGUGGAGGUGAUGGUGGCCAGGAGGCGGCGCUGAGGAGCAGGACGACCGGCUCAGGAACCGUCUGCGGACUCGGCGGGCGGCGGCGGGCGGGGGACCCUCUGCUCGGCCCCCAGCACGAGGGGGAGGGACAACGAGCUUCAGGAGCGAGCGCCAUGGCGGAGCUCGGCGGCAGGCGGCGGCGCUGCAGGGGCGGCCCUUACUUGAUCGCCGCGGCGGCCCUGCUGCUGGCGGGGAGCGUGGCGUCGAUGCCCCCCAGGAACGAAGACUACGACCACGACAGCGGCGGCGACGCCACCUCCGCCUCGACGCAGCGGCUGGCGAAGGUGGGCGAGAACAUCCGCCUCAAGUGCAAGCCCAAGGUCGACUACAAGGUGCACCGCGUCGUGGACUUCACCUGGUUCUUCAACGACCAGGUGUUCGAGCCCGGCGCGGACCCCAGGGUCAAAAUGUCGGAUAACAAGGAGAGGGCGCGGCUGCGCUUGAACGACGUGCGCCACGAGGACGAGGGGCGGUACGCGUGCCGCUGGAACGGCAGCCAGAGCCAGGGCUGGGUCAACUACACGCUCCUUGUCUCGGAGGACAUCCCCAUCUCGACCAUGCCUCAGGCUCUCCACGCGGACAGCAAGGUGUUGGUGCCGGACGCUGAAGACCUCGACAGCCCGAAGCCAAAAUUUAUCAAGGACCUGAAGCCGCUGCUGAUCAAGCCCGCCGGCAACGUGGCAGAGCUGAAGUGCCAGGCCAGUGGGGAGAACCUGAACAUCACGUGGUUGAAGUACGGCGCGAAGCCAACCCGGCAGUAUGGAGACGUGCGCAUCAAGGGAUCAACGUUGAAGAUGGAGGACCUCGUGCCGACGGACUCGGGGCAGUACACGUGCAUCGUUUCCAAUGAACACGGCUCGAUCAACCACACCUACACGCUGGAAGUUAUUGAACACGUCGGUUCUCGGCCAAUCUUCACCAAGAAACUGAAAAACAUGACCGUCAUUAGCGGCAGCACUGUGAGGCUGGAGGUGGGCAUUUACACGAAAAACACGCCCAGUGCUUACAUUGUGUGGCGCACGGGCUUGCCGCAGUUAGAUCCGGACGUGGACUUCGGUUCCCGCGAAAUCUAUAUAAACGAGACCAUUCUCAAGGCUGCCUCAGAGGGCCAGGGAGGAGGGAACAUAACGAGCACCGAAGACCCGCAGGUGGUUGUGCUCACCAACGUCACGGAAAAGGACGCCGGAUGGUACACCUGCAUCGCCGCCAACAGCCUGGGCUACUCCUCGUCCACGGCCUACCUCAACGUGAUCGAUGCGGAGCCCAUCCUUGCAGAUGCGCAGUCGCACGUGGUGCCCAUUCUGGCCGCUGUGUUCGUCGUGGCCCUGGCCGGCGUGGGGCUCAUCCUCUACUGCUUCUGCAAGAAGUGGAAGAAGGAGAAGCGCCGAGCCAAGGAGCUGGAGAGGGCCAAGGAGGUCAUCACCCAGCAGUGGAUCAAGAAGGUCAUCGUCGAGCGCCAGAAUUCGGACGCCUCGCAGGAGCCUCUGAUCGUGCCCACCAUCAAGAUCGAGCGGUGCCAGUCCAACUCGCACAACGGCUCAGAAAACACGAGGAUAUCCGAGUACGAGUUGCCCUUGGACAUCCUCUGGGAAUUGCCGCGCUCGAAGCUGAUCAUGGGCGAGUCCCUCGGCGAGGGCGCCUUCGGGAAGGUCGUGAAGGCGGAGGUGCAAGGCAUCAACCGGCCCGACCUCACCACCACCGUCGCUGUGAAGAUGCUGAAGGAGGGGCACACGGACGCGGAGCUCAUGGACCUUGUCUCGGAGAUGGAGAUGAUGAAAAUGAUCGGCACGCACAUCAACAUCAUCAACCUGCUGGGAUGCUGCACCCAAGACGGCCCUCUGUACGUGGUCGUGGAGUACGCGGCGCAUGGAAACUUGAGGGAUUAUCUGCGUAACAAGCGCCCUUCUUCAGGCUACGAGAGGGCCAUUGGGCAGGAGACGAACGCGCUCACGGAGAGAGACCUGGUCAGCUUCUCUUACCAAGUGGCUCGCGGAAUGGAGUACCUCGCCUCUAAAAAGUGCAUUCACCGUGAUCUUGCCGCACGAAAUGUUCUAGUCAGUAAGGACGGGAUCAUGAAGAUAGCUGAUUUUGGUCUUGCCAGAGAUAUUCACAGCCAGGACUACUAUCGCAAGACGAGCGAAGGCCGCCUGCCAGUCAAGUGGAUGGCACCCGAGGCUCUCUUCCACAGAGUGUACACUUCACAGUCAGAUGUGUGGGCAUUCGGAAUUCUUUUGUGGGAGAUCAUGACCCUGGGUGGAACUCCAUACCCAUCAGUACCCUCAGUCGAGAAGCUUUUCCAGUUGCUCCGAGAAGGUCACAGAAUGGAGAAGCCCUCAAAUUGUUCGCUUGAAAUUUACACGAUCAUGCGUGAGUGCUGGCGGUACCAGCCAACGCAGCGUCCAACCUUCAAGGAGCUCGUGGAAGACUUAGACCGGAUCCUCACGUUAUCGUCGACGGAGGAUUACAUAGACUUCUCGACACCACAACUGGACACCCCUCCAAACAGCUGCGACUCUUCGCACACCUCAGACGUCCUCACUCCUCGCUGAAGCCCCUGACUUGGCAGUUAUUGUAACCGGUUACUCACUGUCCCGAGAGAGGACAUUGGACUAGAUGUUGCAGGGAAGCUUUGCAAUCGCACUAGUGAAAAAAUGCUUAACAGUAGUACCGGAUAAAAUUUCAAUACUGCUAAGCAUAGGCCAGGUGGAGACCACAAGAAAGUAACUUUAUUUUCUAGAAUUCCUCUGCUAGUCUUCGGGCUGCUCUGUAGAAGACAGUGACAAUUCCUUUACAUCAGUUCAGCAAUGUGUGUAGUGAGAAAAAAGUGAAUGGAACUAACGACAGUGCUUUGUGAAUGAAACAUGGUAUUUGCGUAUGUCCAUAGACUAGCACGAAGCAACAAGGACGUGUCAUAUGUUCAGCCAUGGAUCACAAAAGGUAUUACUGCGGAGAUAAGCAGUAAAGAGAACGUGUUGAAUGUGAGCGACCUCAGCCUGUCGUAUCUACAGAGUUGACCUGAAGUUAUGGGGUGCUAUUUAUCCAAGUCAUAUAUAUAUAGUAUAUAUUGUAGCUAUAUGUAAUGUAAUCGAACAAAACAAAAGCCCUAAACGUGUUUAUGUACUUGCGAAUUACAUCAAAGAAAAUGUUUGUUUUUAAUGCAGGGAUAGCAAGUUUGAGUAGUGAAUUUGAAGGAUUUUAUUUUUAUUAAUAUUUAUGAUCCAUAGUAUAAACGUAUGGAGUUAUAUAUAUACACACAAUUAAUUUUUAAACUUUCUGUUGACUGUUAAUUAAGUUCAGUACGCAGGUUACUCUAGUACUGGUAGUUAAAUGUACUAUUGUUUUAAAUAGUAAAAGUGCCAUAUCCACUGCAGAUUUUAAAAUUUUAUGGAAAUGUUUGCAGCCAUGUUAAUUUGCAGUAUGUCGUAAAUCUAGCUACCGUUUUGGAAAAGGACUAGGAAGUGUGUGCCACGAAGAUAGUCUUUUAACACUUAGUUUGGUGGUUUACUCACUUGGAGAGAUGUCAGUGCAUUCUCAGGGGUUGAUCAGGAGCGAUGGAAGAAAGUUGCCGAGAGUGUUCAACGUGGCUUGAGGUUCAUGAGGUUUUGCUUCGAGCAGGUUCAGAUCUCGUGUCCCAGAGGUGGUGGGGGAGGCUUUACUGAAGGGGAAGGCAGACCUGAGGAUGGGCCUAUACUUUUUUAAAGGUUUAGUAAAGAAGUGAAUUCACUUUUUUGAUGGGGUACCUGAGAGCUCAACGUUAUGUGGAGUUGUUUUCAGACUUGCAUUGUAUUUCGACUUCUGCAGAAUGUUUUGCCGGAGAGAAAGAGGGAAUAUGAACGUGAAUCAGUCAGAAUGUUUCUCAAGGAAAUAUGGUCUUGUAUGUCAACUAAUAUGAAGUGAAUCCACCUCAUGCGAUUUAUUAAUCACUAAAUUCCGGGGUCGUGGAAACAAUCUGGAAGUUCAUCAUAGCUCGUCAAGGCUAUAAAUGUGUGUCGAUUCAUGGAACACGAACUUUAAAUGAAACGGAGAGAGCGGGAUGAAAAUAAGAAAAUAUCGUCUUUACUCUGCUAUUAGUCGAAUAAACAAGAAGAAAGGGAGGUGGAGCCUGCGACAGUCAGAGUAUGAUUUCUGCUACGACUGACGAACACACUGGUUAGACAUGGGUUUCAUAGGUGUUAUGAACAAAUCUUAUUUUCUUACGUCUUACGGUGAACUGAGCUUCAGUGAAUGUACAAAUGAGGAGGCUUCUCCUUAGCAUGCUUUGCAGGAUUGCUUGAGCUCUCUCUUGUAUUUAAAAAUUGGGCGAAAAGUCAAAUUGUAAAUAUCUGAAAUGCAGUCUAAAUCGGUAAAAGAAAAAUCCUGGAAUGGUGCUAUUAGUAUUUAGUUUCACUGGAUGACAAAAAAAAUACCGGAAAAGUAUAAAAUUGAAUUGAUGGGCCAAAAAAAGGAAAAUUAUAUUUCGGAGGGCAGAUGAUUACUUAAUGGAGAAUUUCCAUAUUUGAUUAUUACUUUGGUUAUCUGAAGCCUAAUACUGCAUUUUUUCGUCUUUUCUUCCUGGAGAAAAUAUAUUGAUUGGUAAAUUCAAACAAAACUUUAAUUUGUUGGCAUGGAAAGAAAAACGUGUAAAAGUUAUUAGUGUAAAUAGAUAAUGUAUUAUAGUAUCGAGAGUUAUAUCUGAAAUAUUUAGUUAUUACUAUUAUUUUUCUGCAGAAGUGAACUGUACCUUAUUAUUCUAGUUAUUUUUGCAAGUUAUAUGUAAAAAAGAAAAAUCAAACAUAGCCAGGAAAUACACAUCAAUUUAAAGUCAAUAUGAGGUGCUAAAAGUCUUCAUAUAGUUAUCCCUUCAGUAGUACCAAAUAAUCCUAAUUAAAGCCAUUGGCACGCAAGUCAUACCUUUUAAUUUUAUUGUUAUUAUUUCCUCAGUCUUUUUGUAUUUUUGUGUACAUAUUUUCCCACUUAUUUUUUUUAUCAUACCAAUUUAAGGACUGAUGUCCAUGCUCCAGCUCCCAUAGGUUCUCAUAUACUAGUCACCCACUGUUCCUCUGUCCUGCACACAGAGCACUGCCAGAUGGUACUCGCAUUUUCGAAUGAAAUCGGCGUUAUCCUUGAGAAAUUUUAAACCUAAAAAAGUACAAAGACGCAUCGAAUUGUCUUCUUUCUGGAACUGUGGAUAUUUAGUAACGGAUAACCGCCCAAGCAGAAGGAAAAGUCAGUAAGCAUUGCAGGUAUUAUGUUUCUGUGUGCAGCACAGUGCUUCAUGUGCCAAGUGUUGAGUGAUGCCAAAGGCUUACAUUUAUAUGUUCGUGUCAGUAUUGAAAAAUGUCUUUCUAGAUAGCCAUUUUACUGACUUCUGAUACUAACACUCAAAACCACAUGUACACUUCUUUAUGUAAAAAGAUAUAUUUCUUUCUUCUGUAGAAAUAUGCGAGAUAUAAUUUAUGCAUCAUAUUUGAUGAUUCAGCUGAAUUAGUCAUUAACUUAAUAAUGAUAAUUAUAAUUAUUACCUGUAAGUCUGCAAAAAGUGAAUAACGAUAAUUUUCAAAUCAAAAUCAGUUACACUCUCUGUUGUCAGGAUCAAACAGAGAUGGAAGGCCUAUAUUGCGUUUUCAUAUUACAAAGAUAGAUGGAGAAUUAAUGUUUUAUUUAUUACAGGGAUAGGUUAGCCAUUGUCCUCCAGCAAAUGAGUUGCACAGGUUUUAUUUCAUGGAUUACUUGUAGGUGUACUGUAGCUGCUUGUCCCCCAUGUGUAGAUAUUUUGAACAAGAGAAGGUGGCUUUAGUUUUAUAACAAACUGUACAUGUACACACAUGUAAUUCUUACAUGGAAUAAAUUUUUUGUUGUCA
Molecule: messenger RNA, 5943 nt
Organism: Penaeus vannamei (Pacific white shrimp)
Lineage: Eukaryota; Metazoa; Arthropoda; Malacostraca; Decapoda; Penaeidae
Product: fibroblast growth factor receptor 3
Biological process (GO): positive regulation of cell population proliferation; positive regulation of kinase activity; multicellular organism development
Cellular component (GO): signaling receptor complex; plasma membrane
Molecular function (GO): ATP binding; fibroblast growth factor receptor activity
Source: RefSeq, a predicted model, not a curated record